CUGAGAGAGAGAGAAGGGAGAGAGAAGGUGUUCUGUUUGAGAGUGUGAGGAGGGGCAAGAGGAGUGUUCGUCCAAACGUAAGGAGAGAGCGAACCCCUCUUGAGAGAUCUAUUGACACCCCUUCCUCCGGCAUGGUGAACAUCACAUCUGCCCAAUGGCAGGCCAUGCUGGAUGCAGCAGAUGAGAGCGAGAGACCGUUCUUCCAUAAGCUUUUUGAUGAUGCCGUGCAGAGGGAAAGGGAGGCAGCGGCAGCAGCCAGAGCUGCCAAAAUUGCUGAUCAGGUGGCCCUCUUUCGGAUACCGGAAGCCAAUGCUGACCGGUUCCAGGAGGGACUAGCUGCUGCCGUAGCAGCCUUGGUUCGACUGCGGACCUUGGAAGACCUUGAGUCCCGUGUGACAGCACUAGAGCAGCGAAACCAAGAGCUGCAGGCUGAGCUACUCAGCCUCAAACAGUCCCAACUGUCUGCCCCCCACCCUCCUAACCCUCGACCUGUUGCAGUCCCAACCUCUCAAUCUAACACAGUCCUCGUGGCAAGAGCCAGUGGAACUGUGACGAGCGCAGGAACCGGUGCUAGCUCCUCGAGUGGCAGCGCCGGCAGCUCUGCACUAGUCAUAGUCCCAAGUGCAGGGACAUCAGCCCAAAACGCCACAGUCCUUACUGGCGUUCAGUACAGCGGUCCCGUAGUGGACAAGCGGGCGGCCACCUUGCCGUCCAAGUAUGACGGGAAAGCGGACAUCACCUCUUGGAUUAGUUCCAUGCGGUCCUACUUCGAGGUCAUGCGGACACCGCAAGAGGACCGAAGUAUGAUCAUGGGGACUAAUAUUGAGCCCGCCGUACAGAAUCACAUUGAGCUCCAAGCUGUUGCUGCAGGUUAUGAACGAAUUGAUUUGACAGAGUGGCUGAAGGUAACCCCUGUACGCACCCUUGAGGACCUUCUCCUCGCACGGUACCAAGACAAGCAUGCUGCGCUCAAGACUAGGAUGAAGCUUGAGGCCCUCAAGGGCCAAACAUGGAGGUCCUCCAGGCAGGUUUUGGAACAGCACUUGACUGGUCUGUUCACCACUCCUGAUCUGGGAAUGACUGACGUGUCUUGCAUGGAUGUAGUCAUGGGAGUGGCCCCUAAAGAAUACCUCUCCCUGCUAGGACUCAAAGACCAUACUACCUGGCGAGAGCUCAUGAAGGAUCUAGUCAACCUAGAGGCCAAGGACCUCGCCAGGUGUAAGAAGGCGCCCGCUGCAGGUGGGAAACCACAACGCAAGCGGUUUGGAAGCAGCAACCAGCUUGCACUGUAUGAUCAUUGGGAGGCUGAAGAUCAGUCUUAUGAGGAUGAUAUGUCUCUAGAUGACGAUCUACAGCCGGACUCCGAUAUGGGCUGUUCCACAUCAGCCAUUGAGUCUGACGUCAACGAAGAUGAAAAACUGAAUGCUUUUAGAAAGACUGCUUCAAACAAGGGGCCCAACCGUGGUUCGGGUAAGGGAACUGUUGUCCACCUCCCUAAGAAUGCGAGGAUCCUUGAGAAACCGGAGGAUGCAUCUACCAAGCCUUGGGAAGCCCUCGGACUGUUUUCGACUGCAGGGAAACAAGCAAAGGGCGUAGAGGAGUCCUCAACACUCCCUACAACAACGGAAGUUGGAACAUCAGUUGCAGGCCCCUCCGAUGAGCCUGAAUCUUAUCAACAGCCCACUCUUGAAGCCCGGAACGACGUUGAAUCCAAGGCUGCUGCAAUUCAUGUGCUUUACACUGAGCCUUGGGAGGAGUCUAAGGAAGUUGACUUCCACGCUCACAUGGAACACUGGCUGCAACUCAAGCAGCAACGUCGUGUUCAAGGGAGUGUGGAGCUAACCUUCUUUAAACUGCUCAUUAACCGCCGUUACAUCCGCGUGCUGAUUGAUAGUGGUUCAACCACUAAUUUCUUUUCUCCUAACGGGAUUCGUAAGGCGGGCCUGGGAAUGAAGCAAGUGGAACUGCAGAACCCUUGUCAGACCCAGGUGGGCAACCAAGAGGUUGUCACCUCUACACAUGCUGUCAAAGGUGUGCGCGUCGCCUUUGACAAGGACCGCACUGUCACACAUGAGCUCAACUUCUAUGUCAUGGACAAGUGUCCGUUCGACGCGGUCAUUGGCUUGGGCUGGUUAAAGGCUCAUUGCCUAAGGACCACGUGGGCGGACAAUCAGUUCGCGGUGCGUGAUGCCAAGGGGAACGAGCAUACUGUCCUAUUGGAUGAGACGUGCGAGUCCCCUGUGACUCUUCUAAGUGCAACCAAAUUCUGCAAAUCAGUGCGCAGGCGCAAGGAGAUUGAGCAUGUACAUGUAGCCUUUGUAAAGCCUAUCCAUGGGCCUUCUACUUUUGCUGCGUUUUCUACCUCGUCUAAUUUUCUUUCUCUUGAUGAGGAUGAUCCUCCACCGGAAGUCCCAACGAAUAUUCGCCAGCUAUUAGAUCGAUUCCCUGAAGUUUUGGCCGAACCUCGUGGAGUUCCCGAGCGUCCGGUCAAACACAAAAUCGAGAUAAUAGAGGGGAGUGUUCCUCCAAGGGGCCGCGUCUACCGUAUGGGACAAGGCGAGUUGGAGGAGUUGAGAAGGCAGAUUGAUGAUAUGAUUGACCGUGGAUGGAUUAGGCCCAGUGAGUCUAAGUUCGGUGCACCUGUCUUGCUUGUGCCAAAGAAAGGAGGCAAACUCCGAAUGUGUAUUGACUAUCGUGGCCUUAAUCGGAUUACAAGAAAGAAUGCUUACCCCUUGCCUCGCAUAGAUGAUAUGCUAGAUGCGGCAGGUGGGUGCAAGCUCUUCUCCAAGAUCGACCUCAAAUCUGGUUACCACCAGAUUGAAGUUGAUCCGAGUGACCAGCACAAGACUGCAUUCAAAACACGCGAUGGGCUGUACGAGUUCAUCGUUAUGCCCUUCGGUCUUAUAAAUGCACCGUCCACAUUUCAGUGCCUCAUGGACAAGGUACUUCACCAUCAACUCAACAGGUUUGUGGUUGUGUACCUAGACGAUAUCUUGAUCUUCAGCAAAACCAUGGAAGAGCACCUCAAGCACCUUGAGGAAGUUUUGCAGGUCCUCAAGGAGGCGCAGCUGCACCUCAACUUAGAGAAAUCUGAGUUUUGGAGGGACAGCGUCAUCUAUCUUGGACACCGGUUGUCUGCAAACGGCCUUGAGCCGGAGGCAACCAAGGUUGAGGUCAUCCGAAACUGGCCUCAACCGACAAACGUACGCAAACUGCGUUCUUUUCUUGGUCUGGCCUCGUAUUACCGGAAGUUUGUGCCCAAAUUCUCUGUCAUUGCUCACCCUCUCUCAAGACUAACCAGCAAGAAUGUUGCCUAUGCAUGGUGUGCGAAGUGUGAGACUGCAUUCCAAGCCUUGAAAGAGGCAUUGGUGAGUCAUCCUGUGCUUCACAUUGCCGAUCCCAACCUCACGUUCGUAGUCACUACGGAUGCUAGCCAGUUCGGGAUUGGUGCUGUGCUGCAACAAGAUGAUGGUGAUGGCCUGCAUCCGCUCGAGUACUACAGCAAACGCAUGCCCAGCCACAAGGUAGCCACUUCCACAUAUAUGCGUGAGCUCUACGCCCUGCGCGAGGCCCUCGCACAUUGGAAGCACUACCUCUUGGGUCGCCACUUCAAGGUCUACUCAGAUCAUCAGACCUUGCAGUGGAUUCAGACACAAUCUGAACUCUCUCCUACAUUGACCCGCUGGUUGCGUGACAUUGAUGUCUACAGCUUUGAAUUGAAACACAAGAAAGGCUGUUAUAACCGGGUUGCUGAUGCGUUGUCUCGCUAUCCUGAAUUUUUGACUUGCCUAGUAUGCCAAAGAACCAAGGUCCACAGGCAUAAGCCUUAUGGCCUGCUGAGACCCCUCCCCAUUCCUGAUGGACCCGGUGAGUCGAUUUCCAUCGACUUCACGGACAUGGGAAAGGUGAGUGAGGCAGGAAAUUCACAAGUCAUGGUCAUCGUGGACCGCUUCUCCAAAUUUAUGAACUUGAUUCCUUUCCCUCCCCAUGCCCCAACUGAACUUGUCAUCGAAGAAUUCCAUCAGCAGUACAUUCUGCAGUUUGGCAUCCCGAAAACUAUUGUGAGUGAUCGGGACACCAGAUUCAUCAGCAAAGAUUGGAAGGACUUUACCUCUCAGAUCUAUGACAUUAAACUGAACAAGACUUCUGGUCGACACCCCGAAGCCAAUGGUUUGGCCGAGGAGAUCAACCAAACUGUCAUCCAACUACUUCGCGCAUUGAUUGUUCCAGAUCAGAACAAGUGGGACAAGGAGCUGCACAAAGUGAAGGGACUGUAUAACAACUUCAUCCACUCUGCAACUGGCGUGACACCAAACCAGUUGCAAUUUGGAUGGUCGAUGCGUAAUCCCCUCCUAUUUGUUCCCUGAACGGUCACCUGGUCUGAUGCCCGGCAUGCUUGGCUACAAUG
Messenger RNA from Chara braunii, 4408 nucleotides. The record is from the annotation of a GenBank genome assembly. NCBI's taxonomy places the organism in Eukaryota, Viridiplantae, Streptophyta, Charophyceae, Charales, Characeae.